Colletotrichum navitas is the source of this 1784-nucleotide messenger RNA. RefSeq names its product RNA polymerase II transcription factor SIII subunit A. The record is from RefSeq and is a predicted model, not a curated record. Bases 273 to 1514 code for a protein of 413 amino acids. Gene Ontology annotation, cellular component: elongin complex; nucleus. The transcript has a single exon. Gene Ontology annotation, biological process: transcription elongation by RNA polymerase II. NCBI's taxonomy places the organism in Eukaryota, Fungi, Ascomycota, Sordariomycetes, Glomerellales, Glomerellaceae.
CGUUCGCCUGCGCCUUUCCAUGUCGCCACGAAGGCUGACAACAGCAACAACAAAUGCCAAGCAUCGCAUUGGAUCGGAUUCUCCUUGUUACAGGGCCUUGAGGGUCUACUAGAACUCUUUCUAAAAUCUUUCCCAUGCCAUCUGCAGCGCCAGUCUUUGUCAACAAUGAGACUGCGAUUCGGACCUUCAUCACCCAUCACGAACCCAUACAUUGGCACCGAGACACGAAGAACACCAAGCUAGUUUCUUUGUAUACAGCUGCAACAUAAAUCAUGGCUCCUGUCAAAUCGCUCGCCGAACUGUGCGUUGCGGUGUGCCAAAGACACAUCACCGAACUGAGCAGUGUUGGAAACGGCGACACCCUUCAAUACCACCAUGUCCGCGACAUUCUCAUGAGGGUCACGAACCCAGCCCAGCUCCGCGAGAUCGAAAUCAACUCCCCUCACAUCCAAGGCGAAACCUCCGAAAUUUGGUUGCGCCUCAUCAAGAAGGAGUUUCCAACCGAAAGUCACGAUAAGAACUAUGCCCCCAAGAACCCGUCGAAAUGGUAUAAGAUAUACGAACGAUAUGCCGAGGAACGCCGUCAUGCCCAACAACAGGCUGAGGCUGAGUUGCUUGCAAGGGUCCAAGGCCUGCAGCAGAAGAAGGAUAACAACGUCAGCAGGAUCGUUGAUCCAAAGUUUGCAAGGUUCCUCCCGAAGCCACCUAAAACAGGCCGGACUUUCGGAACGCGAGGUCGGGGAGGAAAGGACCUCCCCAGCUCCCUCAGUUUCGCGGCCGGAAGCAGGAUGAAGACGACCACGGGCGCCAGUGUUAUGAAGAAAGCCCGUAGAGAGGCCAAGGAGAUUGUUGGCAUAAGAAGCAACCUGGCCGUCCCCACAGGUUUAAUCAGAGCCCCGCGACUGAGCAAGGCUCCGCCUUCGAUGGCCGCCGAGCAUCGGAUCUCAACUCAGCCGGUAUUUCGACCCACAUCUACCAGCAGCCGCCCUCCCACGCAUUCUACAUAUGUCGCGGCAUCCAAGACCACUUAUGUUUCCGACUCGUCAGACGAUGAGGGUGGCGAUCUGUUCGGCGACGAAGGAACGCCCAGGCAGAAGGGCAAGAUCGGCAGCUCGGCUGGCCCCAUCUCCUCCCCCAACAAGCCUACAGGGUCCAAAGAUCGCAAUCCCUCCACAUCUGCCAACUCCAACUCAGGAUCUAAACCAUCUCCUCCCUCGUUAAAGCUGCAGUCGGCAGGUCUACGACGUGGUGGCGGCAUUCUCGGAAAUGCACCUCGGGCAAAGAGCAACAUUAGAGUCGAAAGACCUCCGCCCAAGCCCGAACCAGCCAGCAGAAUUGCAGAGCCGCCUCGCGCCCACAAACUCCUUGCUCAGAACAAUGACCCGCAGUCGCCACCGUUGCCCGCAUCCCUUGACGAAAUGCAACCGACUCGCCCGACCUUGGGUAACCAGGAGCUGCCUAGAAAGAGGAAGGCGGUUGACAUAUUCAUGCCCAAGAAAAAGGGCAGACGCUGAGACAUUGAGUGGCCUUGCACAUUAUUGGUUUAGUGGGGGACUGAAUACUCUUUGCGCACUUGUGAUAUAUGCUAAGGCGUUGAGAGACACGGAUGGUAAAUGAUACUGGAAUUCGGACGUCAGCAGGAUUUGGCAUAUACCCAUUGCUUCGGAAUGUACCCAAGCCUACAAGCUGUAGGCAUCAACAUCGGCCUAAGUUUCGUCAUAUGCACAAUACAGCGGUUGAUUUUGAAUAUGUUUGGUGGAUCGGCUUUUCAAAUAAAAUAUGAA